AGACAGUCCUUGCUAAAUUCUUGCCUGAUAAAUUGCCCUUCGAAGAAGCUGUUUUGGUUUAUUUUUGACAAUUUUCAAUGAAAACAACCCAGAAAUUAUUUGAUAUUGAGAUACAAACAGAUGCGUUGGACAUUUAAAUACAGUAGUCCUAUUGCAUUUCUGCAGAAAACUUCACAACGGGUGGUUAGACAAUAACAAUUGUGAAAGAUCUACGACGUCACACAUCAACUGGGAGCAGAAAGGGUGCGAACAAAUCCCCUUAGAAAGCAAGGCGGCAGGUUGGCAGCUGAAGUGCACCAGCAGUUUCUCCAGAUUUCCACUGGAUAGCUAUGUUUACUUGACUGCGCGGGUGAGUCUGGGAGCGCAGUCGCUCGUCCAUGUGAUUGGAUUCCACCUUACCUUCACUUGGUCGGAAGAAACGUAGGAACGCGGAAUAAGAUUGAUUGUAUCGGUGAGGCUGUCAGAAUUGAUCAUAUUGAUUAUAAACGGUCAACACUACAUAACCAAUUCGCGUUAGCCACUCGAGAUUUGACUGCAACUUUCUGCGGCAUUCUUUGACCUCCAAGAAGAUUGCUCUGCGACGGACAGGAUAUAUUGAUGGAACGUUAGUUUACAUCACUCAGAAUAACGCAGCCGAGGACUGACUUUUUUCUGGACAUUUUAUGCGUGCCAUAAAGCUAGACAUCCUCUAUUUAGUAUAGCAAAUUCGCACAAUCACGUCUCUUGAACGGGCCGGCAAGUAUUUUGGAUAACCGUUUCUCUUGUGUAGGCAUAUCAAACAGAAGUCAAGACGAAAUCGUUCAAGAAUCCUUGCGCCGGCCGUCAGUGCGCGCGUGCUUUUGGAAACAUGGGUUGCACAUUAAGUGCAGAAGACAAAGCUGCUGUGGAGAGAUCAAAGAUGAUUGAUAAAAAUCUCCGCGAGGAUGGAGAGAAGGCAGCAAGGGAGGUAAAACUGCUCUUACUAGGUGCGGGGGAGUCGGGGAAGAGCACCAUUGUCAAGCAGAUGAAGAUCAUCCAUGAGGAUGGCUACUCAGAAGAUGAGUGUAAGCAGUACAUAGCUGUGGUCUACAGCAACACCAUCCAGUCCAUCAUGGCUAUCAUCAAGGCUAUGGGCAACCUCAAGAUCGACUACACAGAAGCCGCCAGAGAGGAUGACGCCCGCCAGCUCUUUGCCCUGUCGGCUGCUGCUGAGGAGCAGGGCAUCCUGCCCGAUGACCUGUCCAAAGUGAUCCGUCGCCUGUGGUCCGACAGCGGGGUGCAGAGCUGCUUCACACGCUCCAGAGAAUACCAGCUCAAUGACUCAGCCGCAUACUACCUGAAUGAAAUGGAGAGGAUAGCCAAAUCAGACUACAUCCCCACACAGCAGGACGUGCUGCGGACCAGAGUCAAGACCACUGGCAUCGUGGAGACACACUUCACCUUCAAAGACUUGCACUUCAAGAUGUUUGACGUGGGCGGCCAACGCUCAGAGAGGAAGAAGUGGAUCCAUUGUUUUGAAGGAGUCACAUCCAUUAUCUUCUGUGUUGCGCUGAGUGCUUAUGACCUGGUGCUGGCUGAGGAUGAGGAGAUGAACCGGAUGCAUGAGAGCAUGAAGCUGUUUGACUCCAUCUGCAACAACAAGUGGUUCACAGAGACCUCCAUCAUCCUCUUCCUCAACAAGAAGGAUCUGUUUGAGGAGAAGAUUACAGGCAGCCCCCUGGCUAUCUGCUACCCCGAGUACACAGGAGCCAACAAAUACGACGAGGCAGCGAGUUACAUCCAGACUAAGUUUGAGGACCUGAACAAGAAGAAGGACACAAAGGAGAUCUACACCCACUUCACCUGCGCCACCGACACUAAGAACGUCCAGUUUGUCUUUGACGCCGUCACCGACGUCAUCAUCAAGAACAACCUGAAGGACUGUGGUCUCUUCUAGAGGCGGGGCCAGGGGAGGCGGGGCCAGAGGAGGAGCUAAGGAGUGCUUGUACAAUGAGUCUGCUGCCUGGGGGGAUAGAGUGGACAGACACACCACCGUCACAGACAGACUGUACCGGCCUUGCAAGCUCCUGCUUUUCUAUAUGGGGGAAAAAAAACAUAACAAACUGAGAAGUUGGGAGAAACAGCCUUGCAGAAUUAUUCCAAUGAUCACUUAUUCUCAACUGUCAUGUCCAUCCUCUCCCUCUUGUGUACGUUUGUUUAUUUUCGUUGCAUGUUAGAUAUUUAAUUUGAUUAGGGGUCUCUUUUUUUUCUUCUUCUGCCAAGUCUGAAUUUGAUCUCAGAUGUAAAUCUUUUUUUUUCUUCUCUUUUCUUUGUUGUUUUAUAAGUAUUAUCCGAGGUUAGAAAAAUAGAGGAAACAACUUUUAUAUACUUUACAUUCACUUUACUUUAACAGAUGUCGGCAUUUUAUGAAACUUUCAAUUGCAUAAAGCUUUUUUUUGUUGUUGGAGGGAAACAAGUAUGGAGAGAGAACAUGAGUUGAGAGGAACACGUUUUUUUGCUAAUAUUUACAUGACAUACUAACGUUGUAUGCUGUAUCAUAUCACUUAUUAUCGUUAUUACACAUGACUGUCCGUAGACGAUCAUAGCUGUAGUUCUUUAGUCGCCACAAUGUAACAUUCCUUCCAAAACAAUUACAACGAGUAAAGAAAAAAGUAUCAAUUUGAAGAUUUAAAAACCUUCAAGUUAAAAAAAAAAAAAAACGAUAUUGAAUACGUAUGUUCCUAACAUUGGCAUAUUUUGUUUUCAUCCCAGGUCUUUUCUCAGUAUGUUUGUGCCUUGAUGUAUGUUUACACCUGUUACAUCUAGAGACUUGCUUUCUCCAUAGUGUGAAUUAGGGCUAUUUCUACUCCCAUACUAUUCACUUGGCGGAUAAAGAGGAAACAUAAUAUAUCACAGUGAUGAGAAAGAAAUGAACAAUGAUAGUGUUUUGGUAAAUAUUUCAAAUGCUUUGAAAGCCCUACUUUUGUUUCAUUUAAAUAAAGUUUGGAUCACCUCAA
This is a messenger RNA of Oncorhynchus tshawytscha (Chinook salmon), 2975 nucleotides long. RefSeq names its product guanine nucleotide-binding protein G(i) subunit alpha-2. Gene Ontology annotation, cellular component: heterotrimeric G-protein complex. The transcript has 9 exons. Gene Ontology annotation, molecular function: G-protein beta/gamma-subunit complex binding; GTPase activity; GTP binding. The record is from RefSeq and is a predicted model, not a curated record. NCBI's taxonomy places the organism in Eukaryota, Metazoa, Chordata, Actinopteri, Salmoniformes, Salmonidae. Gene Ontology annotation, biological process: gamma-aminobutyric acid signaling pathway; adenylate cyclase-modulating G protein-coupled receptor signaling pathway. Bases 848 to 1915 code for a protein of 355 amino acids.